Trichomycterus rosablanca is the source of this 2931-nucleotide messenger RNA. It is a transcript of the gene amotl2b, whose product is annotated as angiomotin like 2b. The coding region runs from base 132 to 1928 and encodes 598 amino acids. The record is from RefSeq and is a predicted model, not a curated record. NCBI's taxonomy places the organism in Eukaryota, Metazoa, Chordata, Actinopteri, Siluriformes, Trichomycteridae. The transcript has 11 exons. Gene Ontology annotation, cellular component: bicellular tight junction; cytoplasmic vesicle; plasma membrane. Gene Ontology annotation, biological process: hippo signaling; actin cytoskeleton organization; regulation of cell migration.
UGAAAUAAAUAUAAAAAACGAGAUUUAAACACAUUUAAAGGAUUAUUACUACAAGUACACAACCAUCCAACGAGCUCUGAUUAGUGUUAAAAAGGAUUAGGUCUUGAAUUUGCACUACCGUCCUAAAUAAAAUGCGGACGGAGGAGGCCCCAUGCACCGUGCUGCACCGACUGAUCCAGGAGCAGCUGCGUUACGGAAACCCCACCGACACUCGCACCCUGCUGGCCAUCCAGCAACAGGCCCUGCGCAUUGGCGUGAACGGAGGUCCCGGGAGCUCACGUUCCUCCCCGGGCAGUCUGUCUCGGGAGGAGAGACAGGAACCGCAGGGCCAAGAGCACCACACCGACUUCCAGCAUUCAGAGAUUUAUGGGCUUCACCACCACCACGAACAGCUGCCCACGUACGAGCAGGCCAGGGCGAACUCUCAGUUCCUGGCUCCUCAGUGGUACCAGGAUGGACAGAUCUGUUUGGAGGACAGCAAACAAAGCCACGGCAGGUCGCUCAGCGAGCGGCUGAUGCAACUCUCCGUCCAACGCAAAGAAUUGUUAAGCGUGAGUUCUUCGUGUAGCUACCCGCAGAUAGCUGGCUAUCGAAGUAAACAGCAGAUGCAGCACAACCACCAGGGAACCACUCAGGAGGUGGAGAGCUUUUAUUUACGGCCUCCACCACCUUCCUACUCACAACACAACAGGAUCAUUCCACAUGUGCAGACCCCUGAAGCCCAUCACGCUCUCCGCAGCCCGCCCCCUGCUGGCAGGGAGGUCUCGCUACAGAUGGAGCUCCUCGCCAAGGAGAACGAAAGGCUGCGACGGGAGCUGGAGGGCCACACGGAAAAGGCCUGCAGAAUUCAAAAGCUGGAGCAGGAGGUCCGAAGGAUUUCGGAGGCCUACGAAACCCUGAUGCAGGGCUGCGUUAAGAGAGAAUCUCUAGAGCAGACUCUCCGGAGCAAGCUGACCUCUGAGAACAAGAGACUUCAGGACAUGAACACUGAGCUGAGAGAGAGCCUGGAGCGCAGCGGCACGCAGGCGGAGAAAGAUGCCGAAGCGGCCGAGCAUACCCAGCGUGUGAUCGCAAAACUGCUCCUGCAGAAAGAGGAGCAGCAGUUGAACUGCACGCGGUUGGAGCGUGAGGUGCAGCUCCUGCGUGAGGAGAGCAGCUCGGCGCAGGCGCGCGGCCGGCGGCUCCGGGCCGAGCUGCAGAGGAAGAACGCGUACGUAGAGCACGUGGAGCGUCUGCAGGGGGCGCUGGCUCAGCUGCAGGCUACCUGCGAGAAAAGAGAGAGUCUGGAGCUGCGCCUGCGCACACGGCUGGAGCAGGAGCUGCGGAUACUCCGAAACCAGCAGAGGCAGACCCAGGGUUCUGCGGGCGGCAUCGUGCCGGCGUCCUCAGCGAGCCUCCUGCAGGAGCGUCUGAGGGAACGAGAGGAGCGCAUUUUGGCCCUGGAGGCCGACAUGACGCGCUGGCAGCAGAAGUACCUGGAGGAGAAAACGAUGAUGGAGUUCGCCAUGGACGCAGCCGCCACCGCCGCCGCACAGAGAGACACCACCAUCAUCAACCACUCGCCCUGCCAGUCAUCCAGAACCAGCUUCAGUGAGGAUCUGCCUCCAGCUGGGGUCCGCGGUCAGGAGGUAGAGAACAGGAUCCGUUCUCUGUACAGGCAGGUGAUGGAGAAAGACGCCGUCAUUAACGUCCUGCAGCAUCGCCUACAGCAGGGACGAGACAAAGGUGAAGCGGGAGAGGGCGUGUCCCCAUCUGACACAAGUUCCUCCCAGGAUGAAGGAAGCGGCCAGACGGACGUGCAGACAGCCGGGGGACCAGAGCAGGAUUCCAGGACCAGGUCCAGACCGGAGCCCGUAAAGCAGAAGCUCGUGGAUCCGUUCGUAGGUCUGGACGACGUGAAGGCAGAAGCUCUGGAGAUCUUCAUAUGAGUGUAACAGCAGACGGCAGGAACUCCAUCGCUGGCCUUCUGUACAGGAUUAUAUACACAAAGAAGCUGCUCAACACUCCGUAGGGAGGAUCGGAGGCUGCCGUCCGUGGACGGGACGCUGGAAGUUGGGAGAACAUGCUGAGGUGUUCGUACAGGGGACCAGAUUUGUGAUUCACAGGAUUUAGACCCUCUAUGUGUUCAACUUUGUAAUUCUUGGUCAGAGGGGGCAAAGACUGAUUUGAAUCGCCACCGAUCACUCAGUGAAAGGCUUUUUAGGGCAGCCGAUCCAUCUUCUGCAUGAUUUUGGGAGGUAAGAAAGAGGAAACUGGAUUAUUUAAGGUUGUUUUAAUUGACUCGUCAUUCGGUCAGAUCAUCGCUCAGAAUUAAGGCGCCUCAGUUAGGAGCAUUUUAAGCGAUCUAAGAAUUUAGACACGCCCUCUUCUCAAGUGUAGGAUGAUGGGAAAUGCGUCUGAGCAGAGAGAGCGCUGGGUUUCACACAGGGCCAUGAUGCAGGGUGAAAUGUGUCAGAUUCCUGACCUCAUGACUUUACUAUGUGCCGUUGAAUGUCUGCUGGAGGCUCGGCGUGGAGGUGUUGUGGUGGAGCUGCUCCACCUUUACGUUCCUUUCAUUUUCCUUCUGGCUGCUCUUCGAACGCCCUUCAUCCUCCGACAAGCAGCGCGCCCAUUCUUCUGUGUGUUUACUGUCUGUAGGAAUGUGUGUGUGUGUGUGUGUGUGUGUGUGUGUACGUUUCGGGGACGUUCCUCUGCGCUCAAUCCGCUGGCCGGUGAGCUGCGUGAUGUUCGUGUCCUCAUAUCGUUUACAGUAUUUUAUCAUAAAAUCAGAAUAUUAUAUAUUAAUAUAUUUUGUAUUCUUGCUGAAACGUGAUACCAGACCCACACCGUGUGUUUAUUCCCAUUCGCGUGAGAGUCGACGCUCUCUGUUAAGAUGUGAACGUUCUGGAACAUUUCACACCUCUGUAAUAUUAAAUAUUAAUAUAUACACUA